Hydra vulgaris (swiftwater hydra) is the source of this 695-nucleotide messenger RNA. Lineage: Eukaryota; Metazoa; Cnidaria; Hydrozoa; Anthoathecata; Hydridae. The record is from RefSeq and is a predicted model, not a curated record.
ACGAGUAUACUUUGUUCUACUCUCUUGCGUGGAUGUUUUAUAUCAACUUAUUGAGUGCGUAGUAAUAAAGAAAAAAAAUAAACACUAAGAGGAAGACCAUCUUUUUAAUACGAAUGUGCUCAUUAAAAUCUUAUUAGUAGUUGCAGAAAAAAAGCGAACAGGACUUUUUCGGAAAAAAAUAAUUAUCUUUAAGAUGGACAGAAGUGUAUAUAUAAUUGGAAAAAGAUACCGAAACAAAGUUUUUGUCGGUGCCUUGUUAAAAACGACAAGUGCUGCAGAUUUAACAAAAUACUUCAGUGAGUUCGGUAAAGUUUUAGAUGCGAAUAUAGUCUUAGAUGAAAACGGAAAUUCAAAAGGUUGCGGUUUUGUCUCAUUUAUCAAUGAAAAACAAGUGAAAUUGGUUUUAAAUGCAUGCCCUUUAUAUCUUAACGGAAAAAAACUUAACAUUGGUCCUGCAAUAAGAAAACAGGCACCGAAGAGUAUUGGGGAGCCGGUAUUAGUUGUAAAGACGUCAAAAGUAAAGUCCUUUUCACCAAAUGUUAAACCAAAAAACAAUAUUUUGGAAACGUCGCUCGUAUUUCCGUGUAAGUGCUGUUCGACGGUUCCUUAUUUCGUUGACAUUUAUGGAACAACAUUUUUUUAUCAGUAAAUAUUUUUAGCUCCUAAAUUUUGUGUAAAUAUUAUCAAAUAAAUUA